GAGAACUAUUUCCCACCCCCUACCCGGACGAGCGCAGUUCGAGGCUAGUCCCUGGAGCAUGCGCAGAAACACCUCGCCCUCACCCCUCCCCACACCCCCACCGGGUUCCUGCAUUGAGCCCAGGGUUCGCAGCCGCAGCCGGGAUCCGGUACCCGGGGGCGUGCUGGCGGCGGCGGGCACGGGAGGGCCAUGGCUGAGGGUGAUAAUAUGCAGACCUUCACUUCCAUCAUGGAUGCACUGGUCCGCAUCAGUACGAGCAUGAAGAACAUGGAGAAGGAACUCCUGUGCCCAGUGUGUCAAGAGAUGUACAAACAGCCACUGGUGCUGCCCUGUACCCACAACGUAUGCCAGGCCUGUGCCCGGGAGGUGCUGAGCCAGCAGGGCUACCUAGGCCAUGGUGGGGACCCCAACUCCGAGCCUACCUCUCCUGCUUCUACCCCUUCCACCCGCAGCCCCCGCCUUUCCCGAAGAACUCUCCCCAAGUCAGACCGCCUGGACCGAAUGCUUAAGUCAGGCUUUGGGACAUACCCUGGGCGGAAACGAGGCGCUUUGCACCCCCAGGUGAUCAUGUUCCCGUGCCCAGCCUGCCAGGGUGAUGUGGAGCUGGGGGAGCGGGGCCUGGCAGGCCUUUUCCGGAACCUGACUCUGGAGCGUGUGGUGGAGCGGUACCGCCAGAGUGUGAGUGUAGGUGGUGCCAUCCUGUGCCAGCUGUGCAAACCCCCUCCACUCGAGGCCACCAAGGGCUGUACCGAGUGCCGCGCCACCUUCUGCAACGAGUGCUUCAAGCUCUUUCACCCCUGGGGCACCCAGAAGGCCCAGCAUGAGCCCACCCUGCCCACCCUCUCCUUCCGUCCCAAGGGCCUGAUGUGCCCAGACCACAAGGAAGAAGUGACCCACUACUGCAAAACGUGCCAGCGGCUAGUGUGCCAACUCUGCCGUGUGCGGCGUACCCACAGUGGGCACAAGAUCACACCAGUGCUCAGUGCCUACCAGGCCCUCAAGGACAAGCUGACAAAGAGCCUGACAUACAUCCUGGGAAACCAGGACACGGUACAGACCCAGAUCUGUGAGCUGGAGGAGACCGUGAGGCACACCGAGGUGAGCGGUCAGCAGGCCAGGGAAGAGGUGUCCCAGUUGGUGCGAGGGCUGGGGGCUGUGCUGGAGGAGAAGCGGGCGUCGCUGCUUCGGGCCAUUGAGGAAUGCCAGCAGGAGCGGCUGGCCCGGCUCAGUGCCCAGAUCCAGGAGCACCGAAGCCUGCUGGAUGGCUCAGGUCUGGUGGGCUAUGCCCAGGAGGUGCUCAAGGAAACGGACCACCCUUGCUUUGUGCAAGCGGCAAAGCAGCUGCAUCACAGGAUUGCCCGAGCAACUGAGGCCCUCCAGACCUUCCGGCCAGCUGUGAGCUCCUCCUUCCGCCAUUGCCAGCUGGAUGUGGGGCGUGAGAUGAAGCUACUGACGGAGCUUAACUUCCUGCGAGUGCCUGAGGCGCCUGUCAUUGACACCCAGCGCACCUUUGCCUACGACCAGAUCUUCCUGUGCUGGCGGCUGCCCCCCCACUCGCCACCUGCCUGGCACUACACCAUUGAGUUCCGGCGCACAGAUGUGCCCGCCCAGCCGGGCCCCACCCGCUGGCAGCGGCGGGAGGAGGUGAGGGGCACCAGCGCCCUGCUGGAGAACCCCGACACGGGCUCCGUGUACGUGCUGCGUGUCCGUGGUUGCAAUAAGGCCGGUUUUGGCGAGUACAGUGAAGACGUGCAUCUGCAUACGCCCCCAGCACCUGUCCUGCACUUUUUCCUCGAUGGCCGCUGGGGCACAAGCCGAGAGCGGCUGGCCAUCAGCAAGGACCAGCGUGCCGUUCGGAGCGUUCCAGGGCUGCCCCUGCUGCUGGCUGCUGAGCGGCUGCUGACCGGCUGCCACCUGAGUGUGGACGUGGUCCUGGGUGAUGUGGCCGUGACCCAGGGCCGCAGCUACUGGGCCUGUGCUGUGGACCCAGCCUCCUACUUGGUCAAGGUGGGCGUCGGGCUGGAGAGCAAGCUUCAGGAAAGCUUCCAGGGCGCCCCUGACGUGAUCAGCCCCAGGUACGACCCAGACAGUGGACAUGACAGCGGUGCCGAAGACGCCACAGUGGAGGCGUCGCCACCCUUCGCCUUCCUAACCAUCGGCAUGGGCAAGAUCCUGCUGGGGUCCGGGGCGAGCUCAAAUCCUGGGCUGACAGGAAGGGACGGCCCCGCAGCCAGCUGCACAGUGCCCUUGCCGCCCCGCCUGGGAAUCUGCCUGGACUACGAGAGGGGCCGUGUUUCCUUCCUGGAUGCUGUGUCCUUCCGCGGGCUCCUGGAGUGCCCCCUGGACUGCUCAGGGCCUGUGUGCCCAGCCUUCUGCUUCAUUGGGGGUGGUGCGGUACAGCUACAGGAGCCUGUAGGCACUAAGCCGGAGAGGAAGGUCACCAUCGGAGGCUUUGCCAAGCUGGACUGA
Messenger RNA from Trichechus manatus latirostris (Florida manatee), 2469 nucleotides. It is a transcript of the gene TRIM46, whose product is annotated as tripartite motif containing 46. Lineage: Eukaryota; Metazoa; Chordata; Mammalia; Sirenia; Trichechidae. Gene Ontology annotation, cellular component: main axon. Gene Ontology annotation, biological process: neuron migration; microtubule bundle formation; axonogenesis. Gene Ontology annotation, molecular function: zinc ion binding; protein binding. The record is from RefSeq and is a predicted model, not a curated record. The coding region runs from base 190 to 2469 and encodes 759 amino acids. The transcript is spliced from 10 exons.